AUGGCUGCUUCCGGGAUUCAUUGUGCGCAGAUUAAUUUGCAUCAUUGUAAGGGCGCUUCGGCGAUUUUAGCCAAGAGCUUGACAAAGAUGCAGACAGCUUUAGCCUUUAUUCAAGAACCUUGGGUUUUCAAGGGGAGAAUUAGAGGUCUGAACGGCUGUGGUGAGCUGGUUAGUUUACCACAGGAACCAGUUCCAAGGGCGUGUCUGAUCUAUAAAGGUCUAGAUGCUUUCCCACUUUUGGAAUUAACUACUAGGGACUUAGCUGUAGUUAAAGCUAAGUAUCUAGAAAAGAACGGAAAUAAAAGGGAGGUGGUAAUAGCGUCCGCUUACUUUCCGGGAACAGGGGAUGAACCUGCACCACCAAGAGAGGUGGAGAGGUUGGUAGAUUACUGCCAAAGGCGAGGGCUUCCCUUGUUAAUAGGGUGUGAUGCUAAUGCGCAUCAUGUUGUUUGGGGUAGCACAGACAUUAAUGACAGAGGCAGAAGACUUUUAGAUUUUCUGUUAGAUACAGAUUUAGACAUUUUAAAUCAGUGUAAUGAGCCGACUUUCGUUACUGUUAACAGAAAAGAGGUGUUGGAUAUUACGAUCUGUUCCAAGUCUUUGUGUGAGGGCGUGAGGGACUGGAGGGUGUCUGAUGAGGAUUCUCUUAUUACGUUUAGAUUGGAAUCGAAGGAUCGGGAACAGAAGUGGGGUCGUAAACCUAGGAGUACCGACUGGGCUUCAUAUAGUGAAGACCUCAGGGCCUCCAUGGCAUGCUUCCCCACUUCCUAUGGAACGAUGGAGGAGUUAGAGCUUGCAGCGGAAUAUCUGCGAGAUUCUAUUAUCUGGUCCUUUGAAAGGAACUGUGUAGUUAAGAAAAUGGGCUUCAAUGGGGGCGGUAAAUGGUGGACCCCCCGUUUGGAGGAACAUAGGAAAACCGUAAGAAAGCUCUUUAAUAAGGCUAAGAAACGUAGGCAUCAGCGAGCAUGGGAUGAAUAUCAUACCGCUCGCGAUUCUUACAAGAAAGAAGUAGAGAGGGCAAGGGGUGUCAGCUGGAGAAGUUUUUGCGAGGGAAUCGAGAGGGUACCAGAAGCUUCAAGGCUUCAUAAAGUACUAGCUCGAGACCCAAUGGCAAAAUUAACUACUAUUAAGCUGCCUAAUGGGCAGUAUGCCCAGGAUAAAAGGGAGUGUCUAAAGCACUUGAUGGAGGUAAACUUCCCGGACUUUAGAGAAGGUCUGGAGAACAGCCAUGGCAUAGGACCAGGUAGGAACCGAGGAUAUCGGGAACACUGGAAACUAGCAGCCAGGGUUGUAACUCCGGAAGGGAUUGAUUGGGCAAUAAGCACUUUCAAACCAUUUAAGGCUUCAGGGGGGGACGGUAUAUAUCCGGUUCUUUUGCAAAAGUGA
Molecule: messenger RNA, 1386 nt
Organism: Leptopilina heterotoma
Lineage: Eukaryota; Metazoa; Arthropoda; Insecta; Hymenoptera; Figitidae
Exons: 1
Coding region: 1-1386 (461 amino acids)
Molecular function (GO): catalytic activity
Source: RefSeq, a predicted model, not a curated record